AUGUGCAAAAUUCUGGUGCUGGUCGUUGCGUGUGCGUAUUUUGUUUUGGUCUACGCAGAAGGUUCAACUGAGAAGAAUGGUGCAUCGGAUAAAAACAGCGCAUGCAAUUGUCGUUGUGGUGAACGGAAUGAGCCUCCCCGGAUCGUAGACGGAACGGAAACAGGAGUGAAUGAAUUCCCGUGGGUAGCACGGCUGUCGUACUUCACCAAAUUCUACUGUGCGGGAAUGCUUAUCAACGAUAGAUAUGUGCUGACUGCGGCACAUUGUGUGAAGGGAUUCAUGUGGUUUAUGAUACGGGUGACCCUGGGGGAGCACAACCGUUGCAACGCUACUCGUCGUCCAGAAACUAGAUACGUCACCAAGGCGAUCGCCCACAACUUCACAUUCGCUACAUUCAGAGACGACAUUGCACUGUUGAGGCUAAAUCUGCCAGUCGUCACCAGCGAUGUCAUCAAACCUAUCUGCCUCCCAUUGAAUGAUGACGAAACUUACGUUGGAGUGAAAGCCAUAGCUACUGGCUGGGGGUCAGUCACAGAGUCCAAGAACCAGUCAUGUGUGCUGCUGGAAGUGGAGCUUCCGAUCCUUAGCAACGAAGAGUGCAGGAGCUCACAGUACGACUCCCAUAUGAUAAGUGAUAAUAUGCUGUGUGCGGGUCUGUCAAAAGGAGGAAAGGAUACGUGUCAGGGUGACAGCGGUGGACCCUUAUGUGCCGAUAAUGGUGGAAAUCGAUACGAGCUGCUAGGGGUGGUUUCUUGGGGCAUCGGCUGUGGCAGACCGGGAUAUCCAGGAGUCUACACCCGGGUCACCAAGUAUUUGGAUUGGAUCCUGGACAACGGCUGCCCCGGUGGCUUCUGCAUCAAUUCCACUAAUUCUCAUUACUAA
This is a messenger RNA of Amyelois transitella, 882 nucleotides long. Its product is annotated as trypsin-1-like. Gene Ontology annotation, molecular function: serine-type endopeptidase activity. The coding region runs from base 1 to 882 and encodes 293 amino acids. Gene Ontology annotation, biological process: proteolysis. The transcript has 6 exons. NCBI's taxonomy places the organism in Eukaryota, Metazoa, Arthropoda, Insecta, Lepidoptera, Pyralidae. The record is from RefSeq and is a predicted model, not a curated record.